AUGGCAUUGUCACGGUUCCAUCAACCCUUACUUGCUUCUCAAAUACUGGGAGGUAUACUUGUUAGCCCAUGGGUUCUUAGCUUUCGGUGGUUAAAAUUGUCACAUGGCAGGACUGUAGGAAUUAGUUAUUUCAUAUUCCCUCGAAAUGGAUUUCAAGUAGUAGACAUGCUUGCUCAUUUCAGUUCCAUCUGGACUUUAAAUAAUGUACCGGGACUAAGGACAUAUAAUAGGUACCCUGAUAAAGUAGUAGAUCUAUUCGGCAUGAUUUCCUUCCCUGUUAUCGUCUAUGUGCUCGAUGAUCUUAAAAUUCUUAACUCCGAGCUAGGUAAUUCAGCGAUUCAUAUAUCAAUGGUUGCUGAUUUUCUUCAUCUGGGUUUAAAAUUCGGGAGCCUUUUCCACCAAAUGACCAGAAGUGGAAACCUAACAUAUGCGCUACCUGCAGUGUUAAUUUUAUUAGGGACGGUGAUUUAUGUAUUUUUUAUUGUGCGGCCGGCAGCGUUAUGGAUUGUAAAAAAUACACCUGAAGGGAGACCUGUAGAUGAUAUUUACAUUACCUGGAUAAUGAUUUCAGUUCUGCUGUGUGGAUUAGCUAGUGAAUAUUGUGGAUUGAAUUGUACAGUUGGGGUUUUCUUACUAGGUUUGGCUAUACCUGAUGGUCCACCUUUAGGAUCAGCUCUAGUUAAGAAGCUACGCAUUGUUUCUGUAUUUUUCAUGCCUCUGCAUAUGGGUAUCGUUGGAUAUAAGACGAACAUUCACUUAGUUGAUUUCGUAUAUCUAUGGCGUGUUUUACUGAUCAUCCUCGGUAGUAUCCUUGGAAAGUUUAUCGGGCUUUUCAUCCCAGCUGUGCUUCUUGGAGUCCCUCCGCGAGAUAGUUUCUUGCUUGUACUUAUUAUGAAUCUUAAAGGCAUUGUCGAGGUUUCCACACUUAACACCUGGUUAGACUCAGUAAAUACUGAAGAAAUAUUUACUUCAUCAAAUACAAUCAUGGUUCUCGCACUUGUAGUGCUAGUAGCUGUUAUUACACCCGCGGUGAAAUACUUGUAUGACCCUUCAUCGAAAUACUUAACCUACAAAGGAGGGUCAAUUUUGCAUUCGAAUGAAAACAACUCAGAUUUUAGAGUACUUGUUUGUGUCCACACCAUAGAUGAUGUUCCCGCCAUCAUGAGAAUCAUUGAAGCCUCCAAUCCUACCAAACUCCACCCACUCACCAUUUACCUCCUCCAUCUCAUUGAGCUUGUUGGUCGUGCUUCUCCUCUCCUUAUAUCUCACACAUUGGAUGAACUUGCUUCCACAUCAAACCCUACCAUAUCGGAAAGGAUAAUCAAUGUUUUCAAAAAAUUCCAAAACCGAUACAAGAACCUUGUUACGGUUCAUGCCUUUACCACUAUCUCUCCGUAUGCUUCAAUGCACAACGAUAUAUGCACCAUGUCAGUCGACAAGGGGGCUGCUCUCGUUAUCUUCCCUUUCUGCAGGCAAGAUGCAAUAAGCCUGAGGGAUGAUCUGGCCAGACCAAAUAUUUCCAAUCGUGCAAUGAAAACCCUUCUUCAAAAUCUGUUGCGGAACACCCCAUGCUCAAUGAUCGAGAAGCAUUGGCUUUUUGCAAUGAAUAUGAUUCAUCAUCCGUACGUCUUUGUUACCCUUGUUAGGUUUUAUGGUCCUGCAAGUCUAUCAUCCGACGGAGUUAUUGACUAUUACAAUGAAUCUGUUAGCAUUGAUAUUGAGAGGCACACGUUUCUUGAUGAUGAAUUAGUAGACCAUUUCAGGGUUAACACCAUGCAUGAUGAAACAUUGGUAUACAAAAAAGUAGAGGUAAAAGAUGGUGCAGAAACAAUAUGGGCAGUCCGGUCACUUCACCAAGAUUUUGAUCUGGUGCUCGUUGGAAGACAACAAAUAGCUGAUUCAAAAAUAAUUUCAGGAUUAGAUGCAAAUUGGGAAGAAUGUGGAGAGCUAGGAGUUAUCGGAGACUUGGUAACAUCUCCUGAUUAUGGUGCUGAGGGUUCAAUCUUAAUAAUUCACCGACUGCAAGAUAUUAGUUAA
Messenger RNA from Papaver somniferum (opium poppy), 2037 nucleotides. RefSeq names its product cation/H(+) antiporter 15-like. The transcript is spliced from 5 exons. Gene Ontology annotation, biological process: regulation of pH; proton transmembrane transport. Lineage: Eukaryota; Viridiplantae; Streptophyta; Magnoliopsida; Ranunculales; Papaveraceae. The record is from RefSeq and is a predicted model, not a curated record. Gene Ontology annotation, molecular function: antiporter activity. Gene Ontology annotation, cellular component: endomembrane system; membrane. The coding region runs from base 1 to 2037 and encodes 678 amino acids.